Orussus abietinus is the source of this 1106-nucleotide messenger RNA. It is a transcript of the gene Glut4EF, whose product is annotated as zinc finger protein 395-like. Gene Ontology annotation, biological process: regulation of transcription by RNA polymerase II. NCBI's taxonomy places the organism in Eukaryota, Metazoa, Arthropoda, Insecta, Hymenoptera, Orussidae. The transcript is spliced from 2 exons. Gene Ontology annotation, cellular component: nucleus. Gene Ontology annotation, molecular function: DNA-binding transcription factor activity; RNA polymerase II cis-regulatory region sequence-specific DNA binding. The annotation marks the transcript as partial. The record is from RefSeq and is a predicted model, not a curated record.
AGCGCCAGUCCCUGCCGGUCGCUCAGCUGUGCGUCAUAUGUCGGCUCUCGCGCGCGUCCUCCUCAGGCGUUACGCUCCUCGGCCCGCCGCCGGCCGCUCGACUCGCGCGCCGCGCACCCCCUCCGCUCGCCGCGCCCACCCCGGCCCCGACUCCGAGGAACCUCCGAGGAGCGCGCGACGCCGCCGGUCCACGCGGCGCGUAUUAUGCUGUCUGCCACCGCGGACGCAGCAGCGCGUGCCGACGACGAAUCGAUCACUGGCCCUGGCGCCGAACAUGCGGACGGCGGCUUGACGAGCCGGGCCGCUUCGUUAGCGCGAGUUCCGUCUUCCGUCCGCCAAGGCCGCCAAGGCCGCCCCGCCGCCUCUAGGUCCGGCGAACGAUGACCUGAGCUCGCCGGAAGCGAGGCCGAGAGGAUCCUGAGAGACCCCCGGGGACUCGGACGCCGACGUCCGUCGGCAUCCCGCCGGCCAGAGACACCCCCCGCAGGACGCCUCGCGAGGAUGACCUGAGCGGGCGACUCUCCCCGGCCGCUCUACGAACGGGAAGCUCUCUCCGAGUCAGUUCGUUAAACGACUUCGGGAUCCUUUCCCGCCCGACCGGCGACAUGUCGACCGGGAAACGGCUCGCCAAGCGCAGCAUCAUCGGGACGCGGGUCUGCGCCCCCGGUGAGGACGGCAAGUACUACAGCGGCGUGAUCCACGCCGUAAAGACGCCCGCCUCCGCCGCCACCGAGGCCGGCCUCAGCAUCACCCCCAAGACGAGGUACUCCGUCAGGUUCGACGCCGUCCCCGGGGGACGGCCCCCCAGCCCCAGCACCGAGUACUCCGACCGCGACCUCAUCGGCCCCGGAUUCGGCUCCGUCACCGGCGCGAAGCUCGUCCCCGGACAGAAGGUCUACCUCACCUACAACGGCAGGGAGAUCCACGCCGAGGUCACCCAGCACAGGGAACACCUCGACGAGGUCGACGUCGUCAUCGCGCCGAAUGGGCAGGAGGAGUUUCCGCAGCCCGAGAUGCGAGGUGUCCUCAAAGUGGCCCUAGAUGGAGUACAGGCAGGACAAAAAAGGAAUUUCCUCUCUAUACAUCCCACGGCCAAUCCCAUCUAC